AUGGAAAAUUUGAUUGGGAGUGAUGAUGAUAAUGCAGAGUAUGAAGGGGAUGGAGAAUCUGAAGAGGGUAAUCAAGAGUAUGAAGAGGAUGAUGAAUCUCAAGAAAGUGAUCCAAAUUUUGAAGAGUAUGAUGAAUCUGAAAAUAGUGAUCCAGAGUAUGAAGAAGAUGAGAGACAAAUAGAAGAUGAAGAUCAUAUGGAUGACAUAAUGGAUGUUGACAACAAUAUACAGGAUGUGGAUGUGGACAUGGGAGACUUCACUCUCAAUGUUGAAAGUGAUGUGGAAGGUUCUUGUAUAAAUGUUGUUCAUGGGCAUGAACCUGAAGAUAUGGAAGUGAUUAACAAUGAGGAAUUUGAAUCUUUGGAUGAAGGAUCCGACCAAGACAGAGAGAGAAGAGCUCUUAUCAAGAAUUUGAGAAAAGAAAAAAGGCUUAGGGCACAGUGUAGAGGUGUUGUACCUGUCACCAAUAAAGGCCAAGUGGGUAGUCAAGCUACCACUUCAAAAAGAAAGGGUAAAGAAUUAAAGACACAAAAAGUAACAUGUGGUUGGUACAUUCAUGCAUCUAGGUCAAAUCCUGAAUCCGACUGGUUUAUAAGGACCUUAAACCAAACUCACACAUGUUUGCAAACAAGGAAACUCAGGGCUUGUACUGCUUCUUUAAUCAGCAAGAAAAUCUUUGAUCAAGUUGAGGCGAAUCCAGAUAUACCUUUGAGAGCUAUACAAGAUCACUUUCAAAAGACCUACCAAGUGGGUGUUAGUAUGGACAAGGUGUUCAGGGCAAAGGAUAAGGCAAGAAAGCAUAUAACUGGUGACUACACAAAGCAGUAUGAACUGUUGAGGGACUAUGUUCUCGAACUUCAAGCCACCAACCCAGACACCACAGUGAAAAUAGAUGUAUGUUCUGAGCCUAACCCUGAUUCCCCAACUAGGCAGUUUAGAAGAAUUUAUGUGUGCUUGGGUCCACUGAAAAAAGGGUUCAAGGCAUGCCUUAGGGACUUAUUAGGUUUUGAUGGUGCCUUCAUGAAAGGACCAUUCCCUGGGCAAGUCCUUUCAGCAGUUGGUCUUGAUUCCAAUAAUGGAAUUUACCCAUUAGCAUAUGGGAUUGUUGAGUCUGAAAACACAGAAAGCUGGAAAUGGUUUUUAGAUAACCUUGGGGAUGACUUGGACCUUGGAAGAAACUCAAAUUUUACUUUCAUAAGUGACAGGCAAAAGGGUUUACAUACUGCAGUUGAGCAAAUUUUUCCCAAUGCUGAGCAUAGAUAUUGUAUCAGACAUAUUCAUGACAAUAUGAGGAAAAGAUGGAGGCAAACAGAGUACAGGGACCACUUAUGGAGGUGUGCAUCAGCUACCACCAUUCCUGAGUUUGAACAUUUGAUGAAGGAGUUUAGUCAGUAUGAUAAGGAGGCAUGUGAAUGGUUGAAGCAAAUUCCUCCUAAACAUUGGGCAAGGAGUCAUUUUUCAGGUAAAUCUAUAUAUUCCAAUUUGGUCCUUAUGUCUUUCACUUAG
Molecule: messenger RNA, 1506 nt
Organism: Lactuca saligna
Lineage: Eukaryota; Viridiplantae; Streptophyta; Magnoliopsida; Asterales; Asteraceae
Source: the annotation of a GenBank genome assembly